CGGUCCGUGAAAAAAUUGUCCUCCACGAAACCGGUCCCUGGUGCCAAAAAGGUUGGGGACCGCUGGAUUAGAGAACACAUUGACACGAGCAGGAUUCAGAUAUGAUGAGGUUGGCUCUCACAUUGCAAAGGCAUGGAGAGGUUCUGUUUACUUUAUAUUAUUUGUAAAUGACCUUCAUAAACUCUGUCAUGUGUGAACAAAGGUGCCAUGUUUAAGAAUUAUUUAACUGUGAUUAAAAUCCGGUAUAUUUGAAAAGUAAUGUAUUCCGUCAACAUUUUUACGUUUUCCCCCCCAGGUGCAUGACAAUUAUUUUUCAUACUACAAUUAUCCUUUUCACCAUCACGCACAUUUUGUAAAACAUACAUAGCACAAGCCACAGACGUCGCUGCAUUAAAUGAAGCAGUACGUUAUUCGAAAUCUGUGGUGAAAGUGUAGUUAAAGUAUAGCUUUAAACCUAUUUUGUUUGCCUGGUGAAGAUAGUUAUAACCUUUGUUCGUUAUUGCUCAAAGCUGGCAUUGAAACGAAGUUUAAUAAUUGACUAAUAGUGGCUGACUUGGCAAAAGGGAUCCCUCUUCAGCAAUGCAUGACUGUUCUGUCAGGUGCCUAUGGACUUCAAAACAAAAGCACAGCCUUUGAAGAACAAGCAACCAUUUGCCUCUUUCUCUGGAAACGAAGUCCAGGAAAGAAAAGCAAAACCCCAUUUUAAGCAUUACAAUACCACGAGCUUUCUGAAUGCUGUGUAAUUGGUUGCUCAAAGCAGAGAUGCGAAUGCAUUUUCCCGAUUUUAUUUCCACAUGUUAACCUUACAAUCUGUUAAGUGUGAUAUAUAUUUAUAUUGCUGCGGUGAUGGGGCGCAGCACAGUAGCAAAGUCACCUCGGGCUUGAAGGGACCUUUAUUGUGAAAAGUGGGUCAAACAUUGACUUGAAAGGCACAGGAAGCACCCAAGGCAUGCUGGUUCCGCCCAAUGCUGCGGCAUUGGCUGACGAGCGGUCGCCGUGCCUUUCAGUCUAAGCUCGCGUGGCAACGCCGUCUCGGUUAAAAUAAUCAGCUGUCUGUCUCGGAGCAUGCUGCUGUACGUGGAGGUCCCAUCGAAGAGUUCCUCGGAGCUGAACCCCAACGCCAAGGCAUGGCAGGUGCUGGUGCUGAGCGGAGACGAGCCUGGGGAGCUGCCCUCUGGCACGGCCGGUGACGGCGCCUGGCACGACCCCUCUGGGAGCACCAACAUGGCCGCCGUUGCCUACGAGGGUGCAGUGUAUGAGCAGGUGAAUGGCGAGGUGGGGAAGCCCUUCCCAAGCAUGGGAGAAUCGCCAGGCUCCGUGAACGUCCAAGAGCUCGCCUCCAUCGGCGACCUGGUCCUCCAUGCGCCCGAGACUCCGUACUCUCUCUACGAGCCAGCGCUCAUCACGGGCCAGCCAGUGGAUGGAGAGUUGGUGGGAGACUUCCAAAACAUGAGCAAGGAGGACCUGAAAGAGGUGCUCAGAAAACAACUGGAGUAUUACUUUUCCAGAGAGAACCUGGCCAAUGACCUAUAUCUGGUGUCCCAGAUGGACAGCGAUCAGUAUGUGCCCAUCUGGACCAUUGCCAACUUUAACCAAGUCAAAAAACUUACGACUGAUAAGGAUCUUAUUGUGGAGGUCCUGAGAUCAUCAGCAGUAGUGCAGGUGGAUGAGAACGGCGAACGAGUUCGACCUAACUACAAGCGAUGUGUCGUCAUUCUGCGUGAGAUUCCAGAGACCACGCCAAUCGAGGAGGUUGAGGCCUUGUUUGGGGGUGAACAGUGCCCAAGGUUCAUCAGCUGUGAGUUUGCUCACAACAACAGCUGGUACAUCACCUUUGAGUCAGACACGGACGCCCAACAGGCAUUCAAGUACCUGCGAGAAGAAGUGAAAACCUUCCUGGGAAAGCCCAUUAUGGCUCGCAUCAAGGCCAAGCCCAUUGCCAUCAACACGUUCCUGCCCAAGAAUGGCUUCCGGCAAGCAGAGAUCAGCAUGUACCCCCUGCAGCAACAGCAGCAGCAGCAGCAGCAACAGCAGCAGCGCUUUGCUACACCAGUUUACCUGCAGCCCAUAUACAGCACGCCACAGCAGUUUGGUUUCUAUGGGGUGCUGCCUCCACCGGUCUGGCCCCCAUCAUCUGCUUACUUCGAAGGGCCGCUGGCACAGUUUCCAAGCACUGGCUUCCUGAACGGAUUCACCUCGCCUUCGCCGUUUAAACCAAUACCAGCUCAGAAUCACAUCAGACACUACUACACUGGCAACAGAAUGCCUCUGUUCAGCAGGAAGGGUGUUAAUAACUACAGACACCAAGGCAAGCCUCACGGGCGGGCCAGCGGUAGUGAGCGGUCGGCCUCGGAGGGUGGCACUCCGCUGGCGACGGCCGCCACGUCCCCCGCGUGCGACCAGGCGCUGCCCAACGGCGGGGACAGCAGCCCCCAGCCCGCGACGCGGUACAGCGCUGCGGUGCACGGCGGUGCGGGCACAGGCGUGAGUGGCAGCGGCGGCGGUUACAGCCGGAAGGACGCGGCGUCACCUCGAGCGGACAGCAACUCGGGCGAAGGGCACGCGCCCUUACCCCGAGGAAGUCGAAACGGCUACAGGACAGGAGGCCGGAGGAGAAAAGAAGAAGAACGAAUGGCUCCCAGUCCUCCUGCCCCAGUUAUACCCGAGCCGAACUUUGACCUGGCCCCAUCCAACUUCCCCCCUCUACCUGGCGCUUCUCAAAGCAUCCGGCCGGAUGGGGUGUUUGAGAAUCGCAUGGCUGACGUCGUACGAGGGAUUCCCAGAGAAAAGCACGCAAAUAAUGACGAGAACUCAAAUUCGACGGCGGACGCGAGAGAGGGAGCGGAGAGCACGCGGAGCGCGGUGCCACAAGCCGUGGCCACCAGCCCCCUGAAUUCCCCAACCGUGAAAACCGUCAGUGAGAGCAGGAGUAGCGUGGCGACGGUGGCGGCAGCAACUGUGGCAGACGUUAAGCAUCCGCCAAAGUCUCCGCAGCCGCGAGGCACACACGGACAGCCCACAUCGCCUCCGCCUCAACCGCAACCCCAGCCUCCACCCCAGCCUCCACCCCAGCCUCAGCCCCAGCCCCAGUCCCAGCCCCAGCCAGCAUCCCCUGCAGGUGGUGGCAGCAGCACCAGCAGCACCAGCAGCAUCAGCAGCAUCGGCAGCCCCACAGACGUGCAGGAACCGAAGAAACUCAGUUACGCCGAGAUCUGCCAGAGAGCGCUGAAGGACGGCAUUGUCCAAGUGCCAGCACAACCUCAUUCCCAGCCCUUGGCACGGGAACACAAGACCAGCAGCAGCAGCAGCAGCAACAGCAACAACAGUGCCCAGUCCACCUCCUCCAACAACGCCGUGGCUUGUGUCAGCGAUGGAAUCGGCAGGCGUGACGGUCAGGCCAGGGCCGCCGACGGCGCGGCGGCGGCGGAGAAGACGGACGUGCGUUCGUCUCGCGACUCUCGCGAGACGCAGCGGCUCGCCGGGGUUGUCGCCGGGAGGGCGGCAAUGGCGCGGCGGCCUUCUCCACAGGGCUGGUACCACGGCGGUCGUCGCGCCAGCCGGGAGCACGGCACGCCGCCACCCAAGUCGCCAAAGUGACCUGGCAGCGAGCGGGGGGGGGAGGGGGGGGGCCGGGGGGCAGCUCUGCCCCCCUCUCUUGACCUGUGAGACGGUGUUUGGAGGAAGGGAGGUGGGAGGAAAAGAUAAAGAAUGAAUCCCACCACACCAAGGGCAGAGCGCUCAAACUGACAAGACCCCUUCCCUGCGUGCGGUGAGAGAGUUUUGAUUGCGAAUAGAGGGAGAAAAACACACGGAAGACGACGAAUAAAAGUCUUAACUUUUUUCCAGGCUUGACCACGACAUUUUGCACUUGAAAUGCAAGGCAUUGCCGAUGCUACGGUGUGUACAUGCCCAUUUCUUUAGAGGGUGGUGGUUGGUGCGACAAAGAAAAGGAACAUCUACAGUCAGUACAACACCACUCAAACAUGGGUUUACAGGUACAAGUUGGACACCAAAGUGGUCAUUUUUUUCUAUUCUCCCCAGCCCCCUUAAUUUUCCCCCCCCUCCCAUUGUGAGAUAAUAUAUGCAAAAUGCGCAACGUUUCUAUCACACUGCUGUGCAAUUCUACUAAAUAUAUACCAUUGUCAAUCGUGCAUUGUGCACACGUAGUGCAGAGCAUACAUAUUUAUUUAAAUGAGGCGUUACCCAUUGUUUGAAAGUCAAAUAUAUCUCGCGCUCAGGCAACCUGCUGACAAGAUAAAUCGGCAGCAAACAUUUCAACAUUUUCUGAAAAAAAUAUAUAUAACAAUCUGGUAAUCUUUAAAUUAUGAUGGGCUUUAUAUGUGCAAUAGUUUUAAUUCAAAAAAUCUGAAUACUACUGUUCCAAAGCCAUUGUUUUAACUCUUUUUUUUUCUCAAACAACGUUUUUGGGGGGGUGUGGGCUUUUCAGCCGGUAAUCUUCGAUGCCAGGUAAUGGACAGAUGUCAUGGCCUGCUACCAUGCUAUCGGGGAAAUGCGCCACACAGCAUGUAAUUUCAUGGAAAGAUUCCUUCCAACAACAAGCGAUUUGAUGGAGCGAGGAAAACUUUGCUUACAUUUCAUUUUGACUUGUUUUUUUUUCUCUCUAACACCCCCCCCCCACCCCCGAUGUGAUGCGGUAAAAUAACUCUUCAAAGAAAGGAAUUGAAAAGCGUGCAUUGCAAAGGUGCAGGCAGCCAUCACAUGAGUUGGCGGGGAUGCAUGUGAUUGAACUGGCAUAGCCCACGUGCUUGGGUGGACAAGCCCCCCCCCCCCACUCGUCUUCUCAUUACAGCGUGGUUUACCCAUUGUGGUUUACCCAUUGUGGUUGCAUCCGAAUUGGUGCGUUUGGUUAAAGUACCCCAAAAACGUGGACUUUUUUUGGUGUAAAUAGAACACAACCCGGUUGCUUUAAAACUCAACGCGAUAUACCACGAUUUAAAGAACGUUGCGGUCGCAGUUAGUUGCAAGGCAGAGUUGAGCGCGCUUCUACCGUAGGGGAUGGACUGAGCACGCGAGCGCUAAAAUUUAGGUGGGUUGUUUGAAUCCCCAUUUUUUUUUGGCGCUGCGUUUUUGAAGCACUAGAAAUGCCUUGUGUUCAUUACAGACAAAAAAAAAUAAAGAAAAAAACACCGAGUUGUCUUCAUGUGAAGUAUGAUAUUGUCCGUCAUCUCGUCUCUUCGACAACGUGAGGCAUGUACAGGCCAAAAUAACGUACAGUUAAUGAAAGCCUGUUUAUUUAUUGCAGCAGCGGUUCUGGGUGCUUGCCAUUCUGUGCAUCGCUUACAUGUUAAAAGUCGGCCGGACCUGCAAUGUCAUGUGUACAUAUGCCAAUCUGUUGGCGAAAAUCAAAUAACCACAGCGAUUGAUAUUAACUGUACAUAGUGUGUUACCUGUGUCAAAGACGCUAUUGCUGUUAAGAGUGACAAAAAGGUGUAUAUCUAAAUAAUAUAAAUGGCUUAUAGAGUAGAUUUGACAAAUCACAAAAUACAGUCUAAGCGAUGAUUAUAAAACUGGAACAUCAUAUGAAUGAGCCACUUGUGAAAAACAAACUUAAUACUGGUUUAUCACGUGGUAAAUGCUGCCAGUGCUGGGAAUAUACAGGCUCUUGAAGUUGAAUCCAAUAAUCGUAGCAUAGUGGUCAAAAAAGGUAUUAAAAAACGAAUGAUGACGGGACAGUUUUGCACUGUAUUUAGAGAUAACAGGCCAUGAGAUUGAGAACGUGUAAGCAGUGUUGAUUGUUUAAAGGGGAGCAGACAUUGAGCAGGUGUUGGUGAGCUUCGGUAAUUGAUUUCAAACUGUUCGUGUUGGGAAGUGAGCAAAGUGCCAUCUCCUCGGCCACUAAAUUGACAGCCUUCUGCAGAAAGUGGUGUUAAGCAUACCACAUGCUACUUGGCCACUUGAUUUAGCAUACAAGUUAUUGUGUACUUUCACAUGAGGAAAUGCAGAAAUGCUCAUAUAUAUAAAAAAAAUCAAAUUGAAGUGGUUUUAACCAUUUCAGACUGCUUAGAUUUACUUGUGUUGCAGGUCCUGAUUAAAGUGUUGACUUGAUGUAGAAGUCAUCUCGCCCUGUUUCGGACCAGCCUGAUGUGCUUGUACAGAUCUUGCAGGUUAUCUUACUGGAGACCCUUGGGCAAAUCAGAACAUGUGCAGGGAAACUGUUCUCUUCACCCCAUCGUAACUACAAUUUGGCAUGAAGGCUGGACUCUACCAACACCUUUUGUAUACACUGUAAACACUAAGAGGUUUCUUUUCAUAUCAUGUGACUGUCCAGUCAGGGAAUGCCAGAAUAAUAAUCGUGCAUUAACAGACAGUCUGAUGAUUCUUGGGCAUCGCUCAAUCUGCUAUAAUGUAAUUCUCAAUCUGCUAUAAUGUAAUUCUCAAAUGUGACUUGGCAAUGCGAUUACGGGAUUGGCUGAAAGGACACGUGUGUGUGAGGCUCUCUGGUUUAAAUUGUCAUUGCUGGGCCCUAAUUGCCACAGCCCUCGGUUUCUGUUUUGCUAAAAUCCCCCAGUGAGAGCUUUCUCCGUCUGGCUUCAUCUAGCAACCAGGAGUAAUGUUGCGGCAAAGGGUGAAAACAAAAGUAGUGCGUUUUGGAAUUUCUGCUUCCUGUUUUCUUGGGUAUCUGAAUGGCCUAAGGUUGGCUUGCCAUUUGCUAUGCAGUGGCUGACCGAAAUUUGCAAACCACAAGAAUGCAUGCAGCUUUUAUUUUUGUUUGGUGGGUAAGCCCUGGCAUGAUUCGAUAACUUGCUGAACUGGAGCUGAAUGUCUCUUGCUGAAGAAACGAAUGUAAUGGUGGCGACAAAACGUGUUGGCACAUCAUUAAUGUUUUUUUAAUUCAACACGGGUAUAAUUCCAUGUGGAAAUGGACUCAUUGGGCUCGCUUAAGGUGCUGCUUGGAGUUUUCCACGCCUGCAAGCAAGAGGUUACCGACAGCUUAUGUUUGGCGCUGUUUGGAGAGUGACUUCCCCCCCCCCUUCUGCUGAGGUUAUGUUAUUUAUAUCUUUUUUUUGCUUUGCCUGUCUCAUUUGCAGAGGGCUCUAAUAUAGAAAGUUAGUGUCGUAGAGUAAGAUAAAGCAAUUGGCGUUUAAGCUGCAGUGGAAUUAAGCGAUGCAUGCCUUUGUGAGCUGCAGUCCUUCGUCAUUUAAUUGAAACAUUGCGAUUUCUCUUUCGUGGCCAAAAAUAUAUUUUGGUUGAAUAUUGGAUAUGAAGAACGAUAUAUACAAAAAAUGUUUUUGCAUUUUGGAAAAAUGUACUGAACAAAAGACAUUUCUUUACGUUACGUAUGGCCAUAACCAAAAAGCAUUUUUGGCAUGUUGGUGACUCUUACCACCCACCCAGUUGUGACCAAGGUGCUGUUUUUGUUGAACGCUUGGGCCCUGUUGUCGGUUGCAUAAAAUGCAGGAAGUGAUUUCCUACCCCCCACUUCAACUUGCAUUGCUUUAAAAAAAAACUAGCAGGAAACGUCCUGAAGGGUUUUAUGCAACUAGACUCUGUGCCCCAGAUAUACCAUUUGUGAACCAAAAUGUUACAGAGAGCACUGCUACCAUAACACGGCACGCGGUUCAGUUUAUUGUAUUUCUGGAAAAUUCAUAUUUCUGUUGUGAUGGAGAUAAAUUAUCAUUGGCCGUUGUGAUGGCUUCAAAGUGUUGGGUGCUUCCUCAGUGGAUGCACUGUGACUUGCUGAGCCUUUGACAUCCUUAACAACUUUUUUUAUGUAUUUUUUUAAGCGUACUGGUGUGAAGUUAAAUUUCAUUUUUUUCCAAAAUCAUAUUGUAAGGCCCAGGGCGUUGCUGCAGUUGAUGAUGGAAGAAUUACUAUAAAAAAUAUUUUUUAUUUGAUUGAUUCAACAAAUUAAAGAACCAAACAUUUUUAACACCAAUUACAUGAAACUUUAAGAAUAAUUUGUUGGCUUGCAGACGUUUUGGUCCAUCUGCUCUUCUUAGCUCUGUUAGUGUUAUUUUGCCUUGUAUUGGAAAUCACCUGAAUGUUAAUCACUGUUUAACUUUAAAUUGUGAUGAUAUAGUUUGAAAUUUUGACAUGGCAGUUUUUUUUUAAAAAUAUGAUAUUUGUAAUGCAUUACUGCUUUUAUUUAGACGAUUAAAAUUAAAUAGAUGAAAGAAUGCAUAGAGAUGUUUGCUUUUUGGCCAGAGGAAAACAUCUGCCUGCUAUAAUUUAUGACUAGUCGCAAAAAAUGUACAAAAAAAACAUAAAAACACAAAUAUAUAAAAUAACUUGUUGAAUAGUAUUGGCAGCGGGUUUGGUGUUAACUAGGUAAAAAAAAUGUUCCUUGUGCACAAUUAUGAUUAACUUGCUGUACACUGUGGAAUAUUGCUUCGAACUACAUGGGAGGAGAGGAUCCCAUCACUGAAUUACGACAAUGUCGCAUUGUGAUGUCAAAACUUGAAUCUGGAUCUGCGCUGGGUGGUGGUGACUUCUUUGCCUUAAUUUUUUUGUAUUUAAUUGGGGUGAUUGUCGUUGUGGUCGUCGUCGUCGCCGCGUGAUGUUUUGCACCACGCUUGCCGAAAUGCAUGCUGCUGUCGCUCUGUUCUAUGGCCAGCAGACUAACAGUUGGCCUCUCUCGCACACACAGUCGUGUCAACAACUAUAGAGUAACUAUAAAUUAAUUGAUUAAUUUAACAAAUGAAAUUAUGUCUCGCGUACUUUUUAUUUCUUGGAGCCAGUAAUCCACACGGUAUUUGCUUUGCAUCAUUAAAUGUGCUGUCAUGUUCGCAGGAAGUAUUUUCACCACUCGUAUGUUUGGUUUUGCCUUCUUUUCCCAACCAUUAUGUAAUAAAUUGCAAAAAAAAAGUGUACGUUUAAAACAACGUUGUUGGAGGAAAAGACGGCCGUGCACUUGAGAUGAAGCUAAUUCUGUAUUGCGUGUUCAUGUAUAUAUUGUUUGUACAUCGAGACAACGGUACUAUCUAUGUUUUGUUUGUAUUUUUUGCAAACAUGCUACUUUGCUUUUAACUCGUCUCGUGUAUAUCAUGGGGGCUUGGUGCGCUCCUGGUGCCGACCGCAAUGCGUUGUGGGGAUGUUUCGCGUCUACAAACAAUGAGUGCCUGGGGGAGAUAUUGGCAAUCGAUGUACUGCACAAAAGUAUAGAUGGUCCAACACUUAGCCUUCUCGAUAUGGCAAGUGCUAUCGGCGAGCACCGAUUAUUUAGGAAACAAGGCGAUGAUGGUGUUGCCCAGCAUCGCACUUGGUCAACCUUUUUUCUUCCUCAAGUUAACGUGGCAGGCGGCACGAGGGCCCUUCUGAUACCACCACUUGAUAUUGCACAUUGCCAGGAAUUGACCCCAGGUCAGGACGAUGAUAUCACUCCACACUGCUCGUACUCAUGAACACUUUGUUUGGGUUUGUGAAUACAGGUGAAACCUCUCAGAGGAAGCCACAAAUUGACUUUUUUUUUUUACCAUGUCCCUGUAGACAGGUCCAGCCCGAAGCAUUGUUUUCAAGAAAAAUCUCAAAAUAGCAUUUGUUCCAUCGUGGAGAGCACUUUCAUUGUCCAAGCCACUGUGAGCCUGGGGUCACCGCUAACAACCAUUGUGUUAUCCAGUUGUUUUUUUUACCUAAAAUUGCCAUACAACAAUUCAACAGAGAAAGCAUCCGAGCACAUCUUAACACGAUGACUGUACGUGUGGUGGUGCCUUGCAAGCGAUUUUCAAAUAUCAGAGUAGUUUAUCUUCGGGAAAGUUGUCAAUCGAUAAACCUCAAGGGACCUCGUAGCUUCAUACUUUUUCACAAGCACAGCCGAUUCUGUUUUCUUUAACAAAUGUUUAAACGUCAACAGCGCGUGUAAUAGAUGACGGCUUAUAAAAAUGUGAUCAACGUUUUUUUUUAAUAUUCCUCGAUAAGGAGCUUGCAUUACCAUUUUCCAUUGUAAUUUUGAAUUCUUUUGAGACCAAAA
Petromyzon marinus (sea lamprey) is the source of this 9928-nucleotide messenger RNA. Its product is annotated as la-related protein 4-like. Gene Ontology annotation, cellular component: cytoplasmic stress granule; cytosol. The record is from RefSeq and is a predicted model, not a curated record. Gene Ontology annotation, biological process: positive regulation of translation. Lineage: Eukaryota; Metazoa; Chordata; Hyperoartia; Petromyzontiformes; Petromyzontidae. Gene Ontology annotation, molecular function: mRNA 3'-UTR binding.